Messenger RNA from Dioscorea cayenensis subsp. rotundata (Guinea yam), 1113 nucleotides. Its product is annotated as probable calcium-binding protein CML46. The transcript has a single exon. The record is from RefSeq and is a predicted model, not a curated record. Bases 301 to 840 code for a protein of 179 amino acids. Gene Ontology annotation, molecular function: calcium ion binding. Lineage: Eukaryota; Viridiplantae; Streptophyta; Magnoliopsida; Dioscoreales; Dioscoreaceae.
AUUUCAAGUUCUCUCUUUUAAUAUUCCAAAGCCGCCAACCUGCCGGCUGUGUCUUUCCAGGAAGGCUCUCAGAAGUUGAAACCCAAGCCAUCACCAUCCAGUUGGCUCCUUCCUGCAUGUUAACCAGUCCUUCCACUUAACUACUCAACAGCUGCAUUCCAAUGACAACCAUAUCACUCAUGAAGCUUCCUCUUUCUCCAUCUUUCCACCCCUGAGUCUUACCAAGUGUUCUUACCGGCUAUAUAUAUAUAUAUAUACAGCUUAUAACACCACAACUUUGCAUGCAUCUCUCUGAACAAAAUGGAGAAGCCAUCACCAAUCUCACUGGAAAGCCCUGUUGGACUUGUCUUCAUUGCAGCAAUGUUCAGCUUACUGUCCAGACUACAAAAGUUCUCACUUGGAUUCCUAACCUUGUUUAAUCAUCCCCAUGCAAAGCUUCAGCCAUAUCCAUUGAGGAGGACAAGUAAUACAGCACAGGAAGACUUCAAAUUCAAGUUGGGAAGAGAGGAUGUGGAGAUGGUCAUGGAGAGGAUGGGAUUGGAUUGCAACCAAGAAGGAGAGCAGUUGAAGGAGUUCAGUGGGUUUGAUGACUUCUCUGUGAUGUUUGAAGAGGAGGAGCCAAGCUUGGAGGAAGUGAAGAUGGCUUUCUCUGUGUUUGAUGAGAACAAGGAUGGGUUCAUUGAUGCAGAGGAUCUUCAGAGGGUUCUUUUCAAGCUGGGUUUCACAGAAGAGAUGGAUUUGGAUGAAUGCAGGACAAUGAUAGAUCUUUGUGUUGGAAACAAGGAUUCACAGAUUGAUUUCAAUGGGUUUCUUAAGUUCAUGGAAAGAAGUUUCUGCUGACGCAUAUAGUUUCGGCUUUCCAUUUUUCAUCUGAUAAAUUGUAUCAGAAGAAAGUCCCUCCUGUUUUUUCCUGUAAAAGAUAUACUCAUGUUCAGGGCAAGAUCAUACAUAUGUAUGACACAUAUCACAGAAACAGUUGAAAUUUUUUAAUGAUAGAAAUGUGGACAAGAGAUGCUCAGUCUUCUAAUAAUGUAUUUUUGGUUUAAAUUUGUCUUGAAAAAUAAUGAUGAUCUCUGCUUUGAACUUUUCAAUUAAACAUGUGAUUCAGAUUAA